Bursaphelenchus okinawaensis is the source of this 1732-nucleotide messenger RNA. The record is from the annotation of a GenBank genome assembly. NCBI's taxonomy places the organism in Eukaryota, Metazoa, Nematoda, Chromadorea, Rhabditida, Aphelenchoididae.
AUGCCAAACAAAGCAGAUCCCGAGAAGAAGACGUUGGCUUCAGAAGCUCACUCGGGCUUCAGCAAACGGAAGAAGAAGAAGGACAGGACCAGAGAGACGAUGGAGACUCAAGAUGCUGGAUCAGAAGCGGCUCUUCCGAGCUACGAGAAGAUGGUCAAGGAUCAGUUGAAGGCGUUUGCCAACAGACUUCUGAAGGUUCCUGUGAGUUUUGAAUUUAAUUUUUUUAUUUUAAUUUUUCAAUUUUGAAAUGUAAAAUUUCAGUUUUAAUCUAAAAUUUUUAUAAAAAUAUAUUGUAGUAGAUUUUAUUAGUUUUUUUAGAUAUUACCCGACAAAACCAUUGCUGAAACGAAUAUUACUCUCACUGAAGUGACCGAGCUUACCUACCGCGCCCGCGAACGGCUUAUGGGUGAACCUGGAUUCGUCCGAGUUGCCCCAGGGAUCUGUGUGUUUGGCGAUAUCCAUGGGCAAUAUCAGGACUUCAUAGUAACUUUUUUAUUCAUUAUUUAUAAAAAAAAUAUUUUUAAGCCAGUAAAAGUUUUUUUCUGCUUAUAUGUCAAUAUUUUUUGAUUGAAUUCCUCAUAACUAUUGAAACGAUACCAAAACUUUCAGAAAAUGUUAGAGAAGACAGGAGUACCACCAAAGCAGCGAAUGCUAUUCUUGGGAGAUUAUGUCGACAGAGGACCCUACAGUCUUGAGACCGUAUGCCUACUGUUGACUUACAAGGUUCUGUACCCAAAACACAUUUAUUUGCUCAGAGGGAAUCACGAAACCAGGGCCGUGAAUACACAGUACGGGUUUAUAGAAGAGUGCAGAACACGCUACGGGACUGAAAGUAAGAGUAGACGUUAUUUUUAGACUUAAUAUAGAAGAGGUAAUUUUAUAAAUUACUGUUAGCCAUUUUAAUCUCUAACCACGGCCAUUAACAGAAUAUUUCCAGACGGUAAUGCUACCUACACCAACAUGAUGCACGUGUUCAACUGUAUGCCUGUCGCUGCUCUCAUUGCAAAUCGUAUCUUUUGUUGUCAUGGUGGUAUCUCGGAGUAUUUGCACAGUUUCAACCAGUUCAAGAACAUUAUCAGACCAUGUGAUAUCACUGACACUGGAAUGUUGUGUGAUCUGAUCUGGUCAGACCCCAAUGCCUGCGGCAAAGGAUACGAACAGUCACCACGGUCUAUUUCACAAGUAAAGUCUUACUUUCUGAUGUCAUGCUGAAUACUGUGGUUAUUGAGACUGCGAUAUAUUUCUUGCUUCGAGAUAUUGUAAAAUGAAUUAAUAGGUUACUGUAUAUUAUACAUGACAUUUACAGACUUUUGGAGCUGAUGCUGCAGCCGAGUUCUGUGACACUUUGAAUAUAGACCUAGUCAUCAGAGCACAUCAGUGUGUCAAUGAUGGUGUUGAGUUUUUAUUAAACGACAGGCUGAUUACCGUAUUCAGCGCUCCGUUUUACUGUAACGAAACUGACAAUUUAGCUGGAAUGGUCUGUGUCGACAAAAACUUGAAUAUACAAGGUUAUCAGAGCAAGUAGGUUAUAGUUUUUAAGAUUUUAUUAAAAUCUAUAAUUACCAUUCGUAUUAACACGCAGACUAUGAAAAAUGCAAUAAUUUUAUAUUAUUUUAGAUCUAUUUUACGUGAGUAUCCGCCAAAACAAUCAGAAAAAGAAAAAGAUAAGGAAAAAGAAGUUGUCAAAGACAAAGAAAGCCCAAAGGAAAGUAAUGCUAGUGAUCCAAAGUAA